AUGUCAAGAUGUUUUCUCUUUAAUGAAGACUGUCACUUUGUUCCUGCUUGGAUUCAAAUCCAUGGGUUGCCGCCAGAUUGUUGGACGCAAAAGGUGCUAAACAUGAUUGGUUCGAAGGUUGGAAAACCGUUGUACACUGAUAACUUAACACGUACAAGGGACCGUUUGGAGUAUGCUAGACUCUUGGUGGAAAUUCUAGCCAUUGGAGAGAGGGUGUAUGAGGUUCCCAUCACUUUGCCUACUGAAGUUCAAGUUGACCUCCGUAUCAUUUAUGAAAGCUUAUCGGAUUUCUAUAAAAUGUGUAAAAGAUUGGGUCAUCGUUUGGACACUUGCCGUCGAAGUGAUGGCUUGGCGGGGCAGCAAGCAAAUCGAUCAGGAGAUAAUGUGCAAAAUGGUGCCAAUGAGAAGCAGCAAUGGAGACCAAGGUCACAAUCAACAAGGGGAUGGGGGAGAACAAGAACGAGACUCCAAGAUGAUGUUGACCACAAUGUUGAAGUCCAAAAUGUUGAAGACGUUGGUGAUCAUGCUGGAGACCAAGUUGUUAACCAAAAUGUUGCCCACGAUGUUGAAGACAUUGGUGUCCAAGGAGAAGCUACUAAAAACGUGGAAGUCCAAAAUAUUGAAGCUCAUGAAGUUGUUGACCAUAUCGUGGAAUUCCAGAAUGUUCAAGUCCAAGAUGUUGUUUAUCACAUUGGUAUCCAAGUUGUUGACCAUGAUGGAUUUCAUGUUGACCACGUUGGCAUUCAAGGAGCUAUUGAGGUUGCUACCAAAGAUGACAUUGCAAAUUAUCCACCUUUUGUCAACACAAGGGCGGUUGAAGAACUCCAAUAG
Messenger RNA from Zingiber officinale, 831 nucleotides. RefSeq lists its product as uncharacterized. The coding region runs from base 1 to 831 and encodes 276 amino acids. The record is from RefSeq and is a predicted model, not a curated record. The transcript has 2 exons. NCBI's taxonomy places the organism in Eukaryota, Viridiplantae, Streptophyta, Magnoliopsida, Zingiberales, Zingiberaceae.